Messenger RNA from Trichomycterus rosablanca, 1461 nucleotides. It is a transcript of the gene notum2, whose product is annotated as notum pectinacetylesterase 2. NCBI's taxonomy places the organism in Eukaryota, Metazoa, Chordata, Actinopteri, Siluriformes, Trichomycteridae. Gene Ontology annotation, biological process: negative regulation of canonical Wnt signaling pathway; protein depalmitoleylation. The transcript has 11 exons. The coding region runs from base 16 to 1461 and encodes 481 amino acids. Gene Ontology annotation, molecular function: palmitoleyl hydrolase activity. The record is from RefSeq and is a predicted model, not a curated record.
CCUGCUGGGUUUGAUAUGAAGAUACUAGGUUAUGUAAUAUUCCUGGUUAUGCUGGGGGGCAUUUCAUGCCAAAACAAUCGAAAUGCCAAGCCAAGUGGCAGACCAGCAAAGAAAGCUGGCAGCGCAGUUGUUGAGAUUGCUCCAGAUGACGACUCACAACAUGGACCAGGAUCUAGCAAAGAUACACGUGGUGGGAACCAGCAGGGAGCAUCCGCCAGCAAGUCAGCCGAGGAAAUGAAGCUACACCUGCUCAAGAGCACACUGGCUACAUGCAACGAUGGCACUGCAGCUGGGUUUUACCUAAAGGAGUUCAAAGGAAGCAAGAGGUGGCUGAUAUUUUUGGAGGGUGGUUGGUGCUGUUACAACAAGGAGACCUGUGAUUCCAGGUAUAAAAAUAUCCCCCGUUUGAUGAGCUCAUCUGCUUGGCCACAGACCCGAAAAGGAACAGGAAUUCUCUCUUCACAAGCUGAUGAAAAUCCACAGUGGUAUAAUGCCAACAUUGUGUUUGUCCCCUACUGCUCCAGUGAUGUGUGGAGUGGUAACAAGCCAGCAGCGAAGGCCAGACAAGGAAAAGAAAUAGAGUACUCCUUCAUGGGAUCUGUGAUCAUUAGGGAGCUGAUCAAAGACCUUGCGUCAAAAGGACUCAAACAGGCCAGGGUUGUGAUGCUGGCAGGAACAAGUGCUGGUGGAAUAGGUGUGCUGCUUAACAUCAAUAAGGUUGCCAGUCAGCUAGAGCAGCUGAGUGCAGAUGUACAGGUUCGAGGCCUAGUUGACUCUGGUUGGUUCCUGGAGAGCAAGCUGCAAAAAUCCCCAGACUGCCCGGACUCAGUGUCUUGCACUCCUGUAGAUGCUAUUAAAAAAGGAAUAAGAUUGUGGAAUGGAGUUAUUCCUGAGAAGUGUAAGCAACACUACAAGAGAGGAGAAGAAUGGCAAUGCUUUUUUGGACACAAGCUGUACUCAUUUUUAAACUCUCCUCUGUUUGUGGUGCAAUGGCUCUUUGAUGAGGAACAGUUACGUGUGGAGAACAUUUACAUGGGUGGCCAGUCACUUUCUGAGCAGCAGUGGACCUACAUGCAGAACCUGGGAAAAGAGCUCAAAAAUUCACUUAAGGAUAUUACCGCUGUGUUUGCCCCUUCCUGUCUGUCCCACACAAUGAUCACCAAAAGUAACUGGAUGGACUUUCAAGUGAAGGGCACAUCCUUGUCUCGCGCCCUUCAGUGCUGGGACAGGGGCCUUCAGGAGGCCAACAAAAACAGCAAAACAGCACUGAAGGGUUGCCCCUUCCACCUGAUUGACACAUGCCAGUGGCCUCAGUGCAACCCGACAUGUCCGGCAUUGAUCGACCAGUCCACCCAGCAGGAGAUGACCUUGCUCCAGGCUCUGGCUAGCAUGGGACUUGAUCUUCAGAAACUUGGCCUGGACUCACGCAGCACCUCUGGCAUGAUUAGCAAUGGUGGCUAA